AUGAUUUACUCCAUAAGUCACGUGUGCAGGCGAGCUGUACAGAGCAAUGUAUCCAACAGGAGGAGUUUCUCAUUGUUUUGGAAAAUGUUAUCCAUGAAUGAUCCAAAUAAGGAAAAGGACGAAAGAAAAUUGUACAAUUGGGAUGAAUCACCCUAUGAAGACAUCCGAACACAUGCUGCACUUAUAAGAGCAAAAGCGUUGUGUCCAGUAACCCAUAAACCUGUCAAUUUUGUAUGCCCGUACUCGGGAAUACCAACACACGCAUCAAAAGAAGCAUGGGAAAAUGAUACUGAAUACCACGCAAAGAAGAAAUAUGAACUUUUGAAAAAAGUGAAUUUGUAUGAACAUGAUUUGAGAUCAGGAAGGAAGUUCGAAGAAUUUGCAUUUCCUGGAGAGCAAGAAAGAGAUUUCAUGAUAAACAUGAGUGAUUGGGAUUCAUUUUUUUAUACGAGGGAUUUCCCACCCAUGAAUGAUGAAUUCAAUUUGGCUGCAGCCACCAAAGUUCUUACUUACCCAAUGACUAUUGGAUCCAUUUUACAUAAAUUUUCCCCAUAUCAAAUUGAACCAAAAGGUCCUGUGACUGUUGAAGGAGCCAAGUCGUUGGGAGCAUUGAGAUACACUUUGUAUCCUCCAUACCAAAAAGCAAUUGAUGGAGUAACGCAUUUUAAAGAAAGACCAAUGAGGAUAUUUAUUUUGGGUCCUAGAAUGGAGUCUAUGCUUCCGGGAUACGUUUGGAAGCAAUUCGGAUACUUGUUUCCCAAAAGCAGAUUUGAAAUUCAUUUAAUUGGACCUGAAGCAUAUUUUGACAAAGAGACGAGGUCAUUUGCUCCUGUAAAUAUCCCAAAUGGGAAGCCAUUGAUUGAAAGAUUUGAUGACCAGAUAACAAUUCACCAUCACACCCAAUACUUUAAUGAACUUUAUGAUAUGGGUGACUUGUUCCCCUUUGAUCCCUACUUGGACGUGUUUUUCCUUUUCCACCCCGGUUUCCAAACUGCUGACCAUAUUCAUUGGGAUAAGUCGUUAAAAGGGUUAUUGGAAUCAAAGUGUCCGAUUUAUGUUACCGGCUUUCAUGAUGAGGACAUUGACAAGGAAAUUGAUUGGUUGAAACGUCAUGAAUUGAAUGACGAAAUGGAUUUGCUUAUGAAGAAAUCUGAUAAUAAGUUUGCUUGUACUAAAUUGGACAUUGUUGAUUCAAAUCCGACAGAGACAUUCAAUUUGAAUAGUAAAGUUUUUGGAUUUAGAGGUAAGAGGUAUCAUGCUAUCAAGGUAUGA
Lodderomyces parapsilosis is the source of this 1272-nucleotide messenger RNA. It is a transcript of the gene MSS51, whose product is annotated as Mss51p. Gene Ontology annotation, cellular component: extrinsic component of mitochondrial inner membrane. NCBI's taxonomy places the organism in Eukaryota, Fungi, Ascomycota, Pichiomycetes, Serinales, Debaryomycetaceae. The record is from RefSeq and is a predicted model, not a curated record. Bases 1 to 1272 code for a protein of 423 amino acids. Gene Ontology annotation, biological process: mitochondrial respiratory chain complex IV assembly. The transcript has a single exon.